GGGGAACUCAUAAAAGCUGGUGAACGGGCAGCCCCACGUGGUGCAAGGACAUACCGAGCACAUUGUGUGGUGUGUUGGUCAGCAGGUGUAGUUUGCUAGCAGCUAAGCUAGCCUUAGACACUGCCAGAAAUCAGUGCCUAUGGCUUCGUGGCUGUUCUUUGGUUUCGUCGUUCUGCUGCUUGGGUGGUCAACUGCAAAAUGCAGUAGUGUUCCUGACGGAGUCGUUCACAUGGAGUGUCAUGAUCGUUACUUCGUGAUAGCUGUUGAUUCCUCCUUCACUGGGGGCGAACCUCACUUUGAUGCUGUUGAUGAAACGGGCAUUUACCCCAUCACGCCUCGGUACGCAGCCAAGUGCGGUUACACAAUGGUCCCUCUGUCAGACCACGUGGAGCUCAGAGCCUCGUACUUCAGCUGUCACACCGACAACCAAGACGAUACUUUGUUCACCUUCAACUUUAAUAUGAUUGUGACGCAUGAAGAAAAGGAAGUUGCGUAUGAACUGAACAGCACCUGCUCUCCUUCUCUCUCCUGGUCUCCCAGGGAGGUGACCUGUGAGCUUAACUACAUGGAGGUGUCUGUGAGGAGUGAGGUCAGCUGUCCGUCUGGGACCAUGAAGGAUGACUGGAAUGCUCUGAAAACCGCGUAUAGCUCCACCACUUCAGACUGGCAGGUGAUGUUUCACAGAGCAGAGGAACAGUUGCAGCCCAUGAGCCUCUCUGAAGCUCGUAAGCAGGACUACGUGUUUGAGGUGACUGGUGGAAGACUUGUGUUUCGGACGCCGUAUGGACAGCGCAACUCAGUCCUAACAGAGGUGAAUGAUGUUCCAGUGGAGAUGGUCCACGCAACGCUGUUCUCCAGGCAGAGCUGGGUCGUCCUCAUGGUCGACAUGGUGGCUGCCUGCUCCAAGUUCAACGGCUCUUCUGACGACGCCGGACAUGUGGUGUGGAAGACUCCCGAGGCGCUCUACGCCAGCCUUGACACUACACAGCUCAACAUCGGACUCGGUGGUGAACGUGUCUCGCAGCCAGUUGCUACUGAGCGAGGUUAUGUUCUAGAGAUGCACAACGGCAUCAUCCAGAUCAGCAUCCCUACCUCAUCAGAGGGGGGGAGGAGGAAGAGCUUUGUGAGGGACAACCUCUACGAGUUCUACACCUUUGACUUCUACUUGGAGCAAAUCUUGGAGGAUGAGGAUCGUGUCGAGACCAGGCUCUGGUCGCACAGGAUGCUGACCACUCCCUUGCUGCCGCUUCCACUUCCUGUAGUUGCAGAAAACCAAACGGACCCCGAGAAACGAGCAUUCAGCGUUUACCUCGGGGACCUUCCUGAAGAUGUGGAGCUCAUGGCUGUUCAGAUAAAUGGACAUGAGUUAACGAUGCCAACUUCUAAUACUAGCACCUACACGAUCACUAGAGUUGUUCAUCCCAACAGCACUCAUGGCUACAGCCUGAAGGUGCCUUUUAAUGACCCUGUUGUCAUAUACGAGUUCUCCAAAGAAGAUGCAGUAUAUCGGUGUGAGCUGGGCCUCAACUUCACAUUGAUCGUUUUGCCUGAAAAGAAGUCUUUUUAUCACUUUGAAACCAUUGUCACGUUUCUCACGGAUAUCUCUCCUCCAGUGUUUGACGCCUUCUGUUCUGACUCUGGGAUCAGCUUCAAACUGGACCAUCAGCCUCUGGACUACCUGUGGGAGAUCAGCGUGGGUUCUGACCCGCUGACCUCAGACCUGGCAGCUCGGCACGGAUACGUCAUGAGCAACGACAGCCAGAGUCUGCAGCUCCAUGCGCCGCUGUUCACACCCGGAUACAGGUACAAGAACAUUACUCUGAAAGGGUUCUUGGGCACGUUUGAGAUCCUUGUUCAGAAUCGUAUAACAUCAGAGCUCCAGAGUUCGACUGUCAAGACUUGUUCUUUUAACACCACUGGGGAAUUAAUUGUGUGUUCGACUGAUGGGAGGAUGGUCGUGGUGGCCAAUCUGUCUCAAGCCGUCCCAAGUGGAGGGAUCCCUGCCAGAACCAGCCUCAGAAAUAGAAACUGUGGGCCCAAAGAUGCAGACGACACCAUGGCGCUGUUCUCUUUUCCACUAAAUGUCUGUGGAUCCAGCAUUAAGAUUGGAAAGGGAAAUGUCACUUAUCAAAAUGAGAUUUCCUACAACAAGAAGUAUGUCGAUAACAAUGAUUCGGUUGUGGCAGAAGCUCCACAGAGGGUGAUCGUCCAGUGCACGUAUCACCUGGCUGGUCUCCAUCGCCUCUUCUCAGCCUUCAGGUUCGAGUCGGACACAGCUGGUGCGGGCGCGAUUGUUCGCACGGCGCGAACGGACGCAGACGUGCAGAGCUCCACCACCACCACCGCUGCUGUACAAACCACACCUGCUGCAUACGGACCUAGAAUCCCCAGGAUGCUCCUGCGCGCGUUCCCUCCCCGCCAGAACCUCGGGCAUUCUAGGGUCCAACUAAACAUGAUUUAAAGGUGAAGACCGGAACAUUUCAUAUUCAAAGGGUUAUUUCUUGUUAAUUUGUUUAAUGUAUUAAAACAUUUAUAUUUGUAAUUUAUUAAAUAGCUGUGACCUUUAAUAAAGAUGUUUCUAAAAAGUG
Messenger RNA from Betta splendens (Siamese fighting fish), 2588 nucleotides. RefSeq lists its product as uncharacterized. The transcript is spliced from 17 exons. Lineage: Eukaryota; Metazoa; Chordata; Actinopteri; Anabantiformes; Osphronemidae. Bases 140 to 2461 code for a protein of 773 amino acids. The record is from RefSeq and is a predicted model, not a curated record.